GUCCACCGACGCGUCACUGCGCAUUCAACAUGGACCCGACGGUAAAGCGGUAGCGACGGACGCGUCUACGAGUCAUGUUUAUAUUCGCCUAUCACGACGCUUCAGUAUUCAAAAGAAAAUACUCCGUUUGACCGGAGGAAACCUAAAAUGUAUAGCUACCAAACUCUACCGCCCGUCCUUGGAUAAGUGAUUGAUGAGAUACCGGUCAUGGCUGGAUUGAUCAAGAAACAGAUCCUGAAACACCUCUCCAGGUUUGCUAAGAACCUCUCCCCAGAUAAGAUUAAUCUGAGCACUCUGAAAGGGGAGGGCCAGCUUACCAACCUGGAGCUGGAUGAGGAGGUUUUGCAGAACAUGUUGGAUCUGCCCACCUGGCUCGCCAUUAAUAAAGUCUUCUGCAAUAAGGCCGCCAUCCGGAUCCCAUGGACCAAGCUGAAGACUCAUCCAAUCUCUCUGUCUUUGGAUAAAGUUGUCAUGGAGAUGAGCACCUGUGACGAGCCUCGCCCUCCCAACGGUCCAUCACCCAUUGCCACAGCCUCAGGUCAAAGUGAAUAUGGUUUUGCGGAGAAAGUGGUGGAGGGCAUCUCACUCUCUGUGAACUCCAUAGUGAUCCGCAUCAGCGCCAAAGCCUUUAAUGCCUCCUUCGAGCUCUCGCAGCUCCAGGUCCUCAGCGUCAACACCAGCUGGGCCACUGGUGACCUGCGAUACACACGCAUCCUGGACCCCACACGUGGAGAGAUCCUAACGUUUAAGGAAGUGAGCUGGCAGAUGAUCAGGAUUGAAGCAGAUGCCAUCCAGAACACCGAACAUGAGGUCCUCAGAGCCCCCAUACGCCUCAUCACCAACCAAUCAAAGAUCAGAGUCACUUUAAAGAGGAGGAUGAAAGACUGUAAUGUUGUUGCAUCAAAGCUGAUUCUGAUCCUGGAUGACCUGCUGUGGGUGCUGACGGACUCUCAGCUCAAGGCCAUGGUGCAGUAUGCUAAGUCUCUCAGUGAAGCCAUGGAGAAAUCAGCUGCACAGAGGAAGACCAUGCCCCCCGACACCACACAGGUAACACCGCCACCCCCCUCAGCCCAGCAGGUGCGCACACAGCAGGCUUCAGCCACAGCAGAUCAGAGCGCUUCCAUGGAACGGCUCUUCAACUCUUAUGAUGUUCGUGAAACCUCACACCAUCUCCAAAUCACACACUUGGACCUGCAUAUUUGUGACGACACCAAUACCAAGGACAGAGGAAUUAAUAAGAGAUUAGAUGGUGGCGCAAUGCAGGUGUCCUUCAGUUCUAUAACUGUAGACUAUUAUCCCUUCCACAAAGCUGGUGAGGGCUGUUUGCAUUGGAUGCAUUACAGCGAGGCCACAAAGUCUCGUGAGACCUGGGUCCGUUCUCUCCUGGAGGAGUUUAAGUCUAAUGUGGAUAUGCUCAAAAACGUAGUCAGUGGCCAGUCCCAGAGCUCUCCUCAGCAUGGAAAGAUCUCCACCAGCUCCAGCACUUCCUUCUCGCCUCCAUCUGCACCGAGAACCCAACUCAUGUCCAGCUCAAUUGUGCUACGGAUAGCAGAUUUCAGCAUCUAUCAGGUGUCUACAGCAGACCAGCCACGCUCCAGUCCUCAAAGCAUGAUAUCCUGCAAUAAGAAAACCCUCUAUCUCCCUCAAGAGAUGCCGGCCAUCCAUGCCGAAUUCACAGAGUACUACUUCCCGGAUGGCAAAGACUAUCCCAUCCCUUGUCCCAACCUGUACGUGCAGUUGAACGCGCUACAGCUGGUGCUCGACUCGCGCAGUCUGAUUUGGCUCAAUCUGUUUGCACUGGACCUUCGUCAGAGCUUAGAACAAUUCAUGGAGCUGUACAAACUCAAUGACUCGCAGAAACCUGACGAACAUGUAGAUAUCAGAGUGGACGGGCUCAUGCUGAAGCUGGUGAUUCCUGCAGACCAGGAGAAGGCUCAGCCUGGCCAGCCUCGCUCUGUGUCAGUGCAGACCUCUGAGAUGGUAGCCACUAACACACGGCACUCUUCCGGAUGCACACGAUCCAGUCUGGAAGCCCUUUUGCUGGCCUUCCAGGAGCAACCCUUCUUCACCUCCCUCUCUUCCUCCUUUCCUCAUGCCCAAAACUCCUCCUCUGUGCUCCAUCCGGUCUUCCAGCGGCAUGCUCAUGAGCAGGAUACACGUGUUCAUGAUGUGUACCGGGGCCUCGCUCCACCAUCUCUCUCCACCAAGGCCCUCAAAACACCAGCAGCCACUGACUUGUGGGCUCUGCACUUCUCUCAGUUCUGGGUGGACUAUGAGGGCUCACGCAGUGGGCGAGGUCGUCCGACACCUUGCGUGGACUCUUUCCCUCUGACACUUUGGGUAUGCCACCCUUCCCGAUAUGCACAGCACAACGAGAGGCUCAGAGCAGGUGUAGGGUCGGGUCUGUUGCCUCGCAGUGAGUCAGCAGAGAUUGCCAAUCGUCUGCAGAGGAAGAAACUUCUUAAGGAGUACUACACCACUGAUGCGUGUCCAAGCAACACGCCAAGCAAUGGUCUCCACAAACCACAAUCUCUAGAUGGCCUAUUCAGUGACUCCUCUUCGUCUCUUUCCCUUGAUUCCUCGUCCUCGUCCAGUGAAGUAGACGUGCAGGUGCUAGUGCACGUUCAGAAGCACCUGAGUGCUCAGGUGAGCCAUGGGCAGUAUAUGUUCCUGCUCAGACUGCAACAUGCUGUGAAAUCUCUGCAGCGCACUUUACAGCAAGAUCUGGAGCAGUACGGCUCCAAGCUCCAGGGUCCCACACAACCCUUCAGCGCUUGCGUGGGCGUGCUCAUGAAAAGUGCAGAAGUUGCACUACUCUUAAAGCCUAUUCCCCAACCGGAUUUAAGCACCAGCCCCCUGGACUCUGAUGUCUCCCCCUCAGAAAGCAGGACGACUCUUGAAGCCGGGAUUGAGGUGGGCGAGGGACACGAGAUACCCUCGGCUGAAGGAGAGUGUAGUCCAAACGUAGAUCAGCUCCUUUUUGCUGGUACGCAUGGCCUCAACGUAUCUCCUCUCCUUCCUUCCUCAUCCCCAUCUCCUGCUCUGAGAAAGGCGUCUAUGGAUGAGAGGAGUAGCGUGGCAUCUGGAGGGAGGGAGAAGGAAUUGAGAGAAGGAUCUCCUGAUGUAGAGGGCAGCAGAACUGAAAUCAAAGGGCAACAGAGUGAAACCUCUCAUGGUGGAACUGCGGUAAUAGAUCCCAUCUCCGACACUUCUUCCAGGGAGUGGAACGACAAGAGUCAGGGAGGCAGGCUGCCUCAGUCCAUAUCCAGGAAAGGCAGUUUAUCAGUGGUCUCUGACCUCUUAACCUCCACGCACAGCAGGUCUACCUCCUUAUAUUCCAUGUCCAACAUUGGUCGUUUGAUGCAGGGCAAGUCACAGUCGAGUUUCGCCGUGUCCUUUAAGAACAUGAAGAAAAGUCCUUCGCUGCAGUCUCUGGAUGAUCUCUCCAUAGACAGCUACUCACUGGAGGACUGUGAUAGCUACAGCCUGCUGGAGAGAGAUGAUGUAUCGAUCUCUGGCUUUAAGGACGCUCUAAAUGAACAGAAUUCCACAGAUGGGGCUAAUGUGAGUCUCGCUCAGGAGGCAGAUGAGGCCCAGUCACCUGACGCCAUCAGCGCUGCCUCACAGAGCAUAGACGAACCCACAAAAGACCUUGUGUCGGUACUGAUUUUGAAGGUUCACUCGGUCUGCUGUUCUCUGGAUCUGAAGGGUGAUGACACAGCAGUAGCUCUGGAGGUGGGGCGGAUCCGACCCAAUCAGCUCGGCAACGUCAGUUUGCGGCAGUAUCUUAGCAACCGCAGCCUGGGUUUAGUGUCUUCAGCAUCAGCCACUCAGAGUGGUGAAGGCUCUGGGUCAGGGUCUGACCCCAGCAUGGUGUUAUUAAAUCCAGAGGUGCAAGUAAGGCUGGAAAGUGGCCCGGGGGCUGCGGUUCACUCUCCUCUCGCAGAACAGAACGGCUUCCUGCAGUGCCGCCUACAGGCCUUCAGUGCCGACUUCCUCAUGACGUCACUGCGAAACCUCGCCCUCUUCCUGGGGGAUGACUCCGCCUCCCAGGUCCUCCCCAUGGAGAUCACCAUCAAAGAUACACACGUGAACCUCAAGGAUGAUGGUCCCCGUGACAAAGCGUCAGAGCCCGAAGCCACGCCCAUCGCCGUGCAUAUUCAUAAUCUGCUUAUCCAUCGUCAGGAUGACGGCUCAUUCAGCAUUGGAGGAGCUGAGCGUGCUGCGGACCCAAAGCUUCAGAAGGCGGGGCAUGUGAAUGACAGCAGGCUCAGUUCUGUCCCUGAAGUUCCUGUAGGUGUGGCCAGUGAGCCGAAAGCCACUCAGACUGCACCUCUGUCACACACAAGCCCCACCCCCUCAAGUAGAGAACAGCUGCUCGUGGAGGAGAAUGAAUGCUUGAAACUGGAGCUGUCCAAAGCCAAGAUGGCGCUAGCAGAAGCCCAGAUGGAGAAAGACUCUCUCCAGCAUCAAAUGAAGAGUCUCAAACUCACCAGCGGGGGCAGCAACAGCUAGUGGCAGUGCAUGUGUGUGUGCAUACAGGACAGACACUCGCCACAGGGGGGCAGCAGAGUGCUUGGAGGGGCCCGGCGCCAUGAAAACUUCAAAUAAAAAAUUCUCAAUUGGAGAAUGGUAUGUGUGCCGUGAGCUCUCACUUCACUCGGGAACCAGACUUAAUAAUCAGUGGCAUCUGCUCUUAAAGAACAGUGUUCUUUACUAUAGUGUGCACACAAAGCUUCAGAAACAGAAAAAGUC
Messenger RNA from Rhinichthys klamathensis goyatoka, 4755 nucleotides. It is a transcript of the gene bltp3b, whose product is annotated as bridge-like lipid transfer protein family member 3B. The record is from RefSeq and is a predicted model, not a curated record. The coding region runs from base 208 to 4515 and encodes 1435 amino acids. The transcript has 23 exons. NCBI's taxonomy places the organism in Eukaryota, Metazoa, Chordata, Actinopteri, Cypriniformes, Leuciscidae.